Babesia sp. Xinjiang is the source of this 654-nucleotide messenger RNA. RefSeq names its product 60S ribosomal protein L6 (gene rpl6). The transcript has a single exon. Gene Ontology annotation, cellular component: ribosome; cytosolic large ribosomal subunit. Bases 1 to 654 code for a protein of 217 amino acids. NCBI's taxonomy places the organism in Eukaryota, Apicomplexa, Aconoidasida, Piroplasmida, Babesiidae. Gene Ontology annotation, biological process: cytoplasmic translation; ribosomal large subunit assembly. Gene Ontology annotation, molecular function: structural constituent of ribosome; RNA binding. The record is from RefSeq and is a predicted model, not a curated record.
AUGGCUAAUUUACCUGCAGAAUCGUCAAAGCCAAACAAGAUGACCCACACACCUCUAAUCCGUAGGCCGGUGGCCCGUCGCGAACGCCGUAGGAAGGUCGCUCGCGCUGCCAAGAAGGUAGAGAGUUUCCCCAAGGUAAGGGCAAGUCUCGUACCUGGCACUGUGCUCAUCCUCCUUGGUGGUAGCUACAAGGGCAAGCGCGUUGUGCUGCUCAAGGUUCUCAAGGAGAGCGGCUUGUUGCUCGUCACUGGCCCGUUCCUCUUCAAUGGUGUUCCUCUUAGACGUGUGAACCCUAGAUACGUGAUUGCGACAUCUACUAACAUUUUCGAGAUGCCUGAAAUCAAGGGAGCUGAGUGCAAGGCCGCCGUGGAGGCCGCUGUCGCAUCUCUUUCCGACGAAUCCUUUGGCAAGAGCAAGGCCACUAAGAUGGCUGAGUUCAAGGAACGCAAGAAGCGCAGCAAGGAUGCCAUGUUUGUCGACAACGCUGAAGCCGAAAAGGUCGCCGAGGAAACUAAGCUUAUGAUCAGGGAGAAGCAGGACAAGGUCGACAGCGUUUUGACUCCUUUCCUCAAGAGCUCUGACAUUCUUUGCAAGUACUUGAAGGCUCGCUUCACCUUGCGCAAUGGCAUGUACCCACACAAGCUCAAGUUCUGA